Messenger RNA from Lytechinus pictus (painted urchin), 5073 nucleotides. RefSeq names its product sodium- and chloride-dependent GABA transporter 2-like. The transcript has 15 exons. Gene Ontology annotation, cellular component: plasma membrane. Gene Ontology annotation, biological process: sodium ion transmembrane transport. The record is from RefSeq and is a predicted model, not a curated record. Lineage: Eukaryota; Metazoa; Echinodermata; Echinoidea; Temnopleuroida; Toxopneustidae. The coding region runs from base 601 to 2583 and encodes 660 amino acids.
AGUGCACUAAGCGGAUGAACACAUCGAACAUGCAAGUGAACAUCUUGCGGCAGCUUCUCCCUAUGCGGCGAGCAAUAUGCGUAUAACACUCUUUUCACCUGUUAAAAUGUGCAUAGUGGGUGACAUUGUACUUGAACUGCUUGGCACGUUUUGCAUCUAACCCCCUGCAGCCCCCCUUUUUCAUCAGUUUCUUGGAGAGCCAUUGUACCGACCACCCUAAUACUAUUUACUUUGUUUUAUAUUCUGAGUACGACUGUAUGACACUCGCGGCGACAGGAUGCAUGGUGGUAUACGGCUAAUUAAUAUAUUUAUAUUUGGAUCAAAUUGAUAGGCACAACUCACAAGGAAGGAUUGACUGAAUAUACACACGGACACAUCUUGUGUUUUGCCGAAAACGAGCACAGCUUUCUUCCCCGGCUGGCUGGCAUCCUGGCAUUCUUUUCGAGAGCAAAUGGCACUUUGGCUGUUGCUGUGAGCAUUCUUUGUUGCAUUGAUGAAUUGGCUUUGUUCGUGGAAUCUGCACGGCUGCACGUUUCUAUGUGGAAUAACUGAUGAUAUAUAAAAGUUAACGAGAUCAAAAGACGACUGAAAGCAGAAGAGAUGACAGUGUUCUCACAGGAUUCCGGCUGGUCACCAGUCCCCAAACAAGACCCGUCAGCCAACGGGGAUGCGGUCCAGGCCAAAGUUGGAGAGACCUCGAAGACGAAGAAGUUGAAAAGUCGAGGCACGUGGACUGGGAGACUGGAUUUUGUGCUUGCUCUGAUUGGUUUCUCUGUCGGAUUAGGAAACGUUUGGAGAUUCCCCUACCUCUGUUAUAAAAAUGGAGGAGGUGCUUUCUUGAUCCCAUAUUUCAUUUGUCUAUUCAUUGGAGGGAUCCCUCUUCUGAUUCUUGAAAUUGGUCUUGGUCAGUAUACCAACCAAGGUGGUAUAACAGCAUGGAAUAUCAGUCCAAUAUUCAAAGGCAUUGGUCUAGCCAGUGUGGUGAUACUGCUAUUCCUGAACACCUACUAUAUCAUCAUCAUGGCUUGGUCAUUCUACUAUAUGUUCAUGUCAUUUACUUCUGUACUGCCAUGGUCUCAUUGUGACAAUGUUUGGAAUACACCAUGUUGCUAUGUUCCUGGAGCCAUCAAUGAAACCAAUGAGAUGACCACUCAAUUAAUGACCACUGUUGAUGGAAUGACCACACAGAAUGUGACACAGUGUGCCAAUGAAACUCUUAAGACAACUGCUACUGUGGAGUUUUGGGAGCGCAAAGUGCUUCAGAUCCAUUUAUCAGAUGGUAUUCAUGAUCUAGGUGGAAUGAAUUGGCAGCUCCUCCUGUGCUUAAUUCUCUCAUGGGUUCUCAUCUAUCUAUGUAUUUGUAAAGGAGUCAAAAGUUCUGGAAAGGUUGUGUACUUCACAGCUACCUUCCCAUAUGUUCUUCUCACCAUUCUACUGAUACGAGCCGUCACAUUAGAGGAUGCCAUUGAUGGUAUUUACUUCUACUUAAAGCCAGAUAUUAAGAGGCUUGGAGAUAGUCAGGUUUGGAUGGAUGCUGCAACACAGAUCUUCUUCUCCUAUUCUAUUGGUCUUGGCACCAUGGCUGCUCUUGGCAGUUAUAAUAAAUUUAAUGUCAAUUUCGUCAGGGAUGCAGUCAUUUUCGCCUGUACAAACAGUGGCACAAGUCUGUACUCUGGUUUUGUGAUUUUCUCCGUUUUGGGCUUCAUGGCUGGCAGGCAGGGGGUUGAAGUUGAGGACGUUGCAACGUCAGGUCCUGGUCUGGUGUUUAUAGCCUAUCCUGAGGGGAUAUCUCAGAUGCCAAUCGCUCCACUUUGGGCCAUUCUCUUCUUCUUCAUGCUCAUUAUCCUUGGUAUUGACAGUCAGUUUGUUGGUGUUGAAGGCUUGGUGACAGCAUUCAUCGAUCUCUUCCCUAACUACUUGCUCAAAGGAAGUAGACGCGAAUACUUUGCUUUCUUCACAUGCCUGUUUUACUGCAUAGCAGGUUUACCCAUGGUUACAUAUGGUGGAAUGUAUGUAUUCCAGCUGUUUGAUAACUAUUCAGCCAGUGGCACUGCUCUUCUCUUUGUAUCAUUCUUUGAGAGUGUUGCAAUAGGAUGGGUGUAUGGUGCGGAUAGGUUUAUAGGCAAUUUCCGCACAAUGAAUGACUUCAAAGGGCUAUUUUGUUGUGGCCAAUAUCUGAAGAUAACAUGGCUAAUAACCACUCCAUGCUUUGCUAUGGCAAUUUUCAUCUUCAGUCUUGUGAAAUACACACCUGUGACGUACAAUGAUGUAUACGUGUAUCCAUGGUGGGGAUAUAUGCUAGGAUGGAUGAUGGCUGUAUCAUCUAUGAUCUGCCCUCCAAGUUACUUCUGCUACCAACUUAUCUUUAACAGCAAAGGCUCACUCAAAGAGCGCUGGGCUUUAUUGACUACUCCGAGGCUGACCCAUCUGAGAAGUAAUAAUGCCAUAGAGGAAGUCCCUGAUCUGGAGUUGACCAAGGUCGAUGCUCAUGGUGAGAACGGAACCAAUCUUCCACCUUCCUACGAGGAAGUGGCAGAGAUGAAUGGUGAUACCAACCUCCAAGAUGUAGACCUUAAUGUAUAAGAUUCUAUAGGUCUCAAGAUGGUGGAGUCCGGGAUCUGUGGGAGCAGGGGCAUCCACUUCAAUGAAUACAAAUCUGGGAAACAAUAAGAGACAAGUCUUAAAAAAUAUGCCAAAGUCGGAAGGCAUGUACAAAAUGUGAAUCAAGUUGCUCCCGUACAGGGAGUUUCCGACAUGACAAAAGAAAAAUGUAUUUUUCUCUCUUUCAGAACAAGAUAUUGCAAAUCAACGACCAACAUUAUCUUUCUUUCUUUAGCACUAAAGCAUGAUAUAUGUGUGCUUGACACCAUGUAUUUAUUUCCCAACAAAAAGAAAAGAAUUAUUGGGAAAUAAUAGUCAACAUAAACAAUUUACAAGUUGUACAUGAUGAUAUAGAACACCCCUGAUGAACUCCCAAUCCACUGUCUUCAGUGUAUGACUUUUGGAAUAAUGCAGGGGUCUUAGAAAGUAUAGUGCGGUGCUAUGUAGAGCUGAUCAUAUAAAUGCUUCUAAAUGUGAAGAAAGAACCAAGAAAGUGACAAGAAGAUGUGAUUUAAUUAUGUGGAUCAGAAAUGUUUGAUAAAUACUCAUUCUGCUCAUGCCUAUUCAUAUGUAAACAUAUUAUGCAAUUCAGUGCUCUACUUAAUAUAAGCCACUGCGAGAUAACAAUUCUAUAAACUUACUGACUUUUCAUUUUGUCAAUGUAAGGGAUUCUCUUUUUAAAUUGUACUUAAGAAAAUUUCAAGAAUCUGCAAUAAAAAUUCUUAUGCAUUUUCUUGUUUGUUUUUUAAUCGACGGUUUAAAGGUAUGCAUUUACAAUUAUUGGAAAGCGAGACCUUUAAUAUCUCAGUGUGUCAUUUUGAAAUAAGUGGACCAAAGUUCAUUUAAAAUAAUGCAAAAUAAACUAGUUGUUAAUGAUAUGUAUACUAAUAAAUUGUCUCCUGAAUUAACUUUAAACUACAGGGUAUUCUGUAAAUCUUCUUUGAAAAAAUGUUUAACAGACUAUUUCAAUCUUUAUAUUGAAAUUUCCUAUACACUAAAGAAUGGGACUAAUCACAACUGAAUUCUUAUAUAUUUAGGAUAUUUUGAAUUCAGUUAAUUAAUAUGAUGAGAAUGAGAUUGUUCUAAGCAUCAACAAAAAUCAUGAUGAAAAUAUCACAGUAGUAAUUAGGCAAAUUAUUAAGAAACAUCUUAAGAACAAGAUCAAACAGAAAGGCAAUUGAAGAGAUUUUUAAAAACUUUGGAGGAAUGAGUCGGGUGUUCUUUUUUAUUCAUGAAACUGAUCAACUGAACUUUGACUGACAAUGAUAUGCCCAUGAAUGAUAAUCUUAUGAUAGUAGAGAUUGUUUUGCCAAAGAGGACAAUUAUCUACUAAUACUAUUUAAACAUCUGAUUACAUUGACAAUUGGCUUUUAGUGGGUAUUGCAUCCAAAGAAGCAGAAUGUCUGAUGAAUAUGUGAAAUCAAAAUUGUAUCCUUCUUAUUUGUAUAUUUUGACAGUGUUUUUUCAAACAUUUCUACACUACAAGAUAAUAUUGCUGCAAAAAAUGGAAUAGAAUAUGAAUGUGAAACAAUGCAUGAAAAAUCAGGGGGCAGGGCCAGUGUAUUGUAAGGGGGGGGGGGGACUACUUUAAAGUAGCCUUCUUCUCAAUUGGAUGUGGGAAACGAGAUGUCUCUCUUUGAUUCUCUUCUUUCUUCAUUUUUCUUAACAUCUUUUUACCCCUUUGGAUUUUUAAUAUCCUCACUUGAAAAAAAACUCAUAAAAGGUGGCUGCCCCGCCCCUUGUACGGCCAACCUUGGAAUAAAGAUGAGGCUAUGAAAUAUAUGAAGACUAUUUUCGAUUUGGGAAAUGUUCAGGUCACAAUAUGACCAAUGUAUAUGAUAUCUCUGUAUAAAGGUUAUAUAGAAAUGUGUAUGAUUGUUUGUGAUAAUUACUGAAAUAGCAAAUAAUUUGUGUAAUUUUUGUAUAUGUUUGGUGGAUGUGCACUCUAUAUAUUUUUAAUACAAGAAAUAUGGUUUUAUAAUGGUUUCUCUUCUAUCCUAUGAAAUCAUAUUUUAGGUCAGCUCAUGGUCUUAAUUCAGGAUGGAAGAAUUAUUAAUACAAUUUUGUUUAUUCAUAUAAUUUUUUUUUUACAUUUCUCUUUUGUUAGUUACAGAGUCCAAUUUAAAGCUUUUAAAUAUAAACAUACAUUUAUUUGAAAUUAUGUUCACAAGAUAACUAUUUCUCACUAAUUGAAGAUUGAUUGGAAUGUAUUUAAACUGAAGUGUGUUCAAUGAGACUAACCAUUUAUAAAUACGUACAUGCUUCCAAACAUAAGGAGCAUACAUCAGAGAUGUGUUCUAAGUAUAUUUUCAUACCAUAUUUACUUUCAGAGGCUGUGAAAAAAAAGUACAGGUUAUUACCUCAUGCGAGAAUAAUUUAACAAUCUGAAAGCAGUUCUCUUUUUCAAAACUUCAUUUUCUUUCCUCUCUUGUCAAAGAAACAACCAAAGAAAUGUGAUGACAUUCAAUGUUU